Molecule: messenger RNA, 384 nt
Organism: Malassezia pachydermatis
Lineage: Eukaryota; Fungi; Basidiomycota; Malasseziomycetes; Malasseziales; Malasseziaceae
Product: ubiquitin-conjugating enzyme e2
Exons: 6
Coding region: 1-384 (127 amino acids)
Biological process (GO): protein polyubiquitination; proteasome-mediated ubiquitin-dependent protein catabolic process
Molecular function (GO): ubiquitin conjugating enzyme activity
Source: RefSeq, a predicted model, not a curated record
AUGACAGACACGCUGUACGAAGGCGGCUUUCUCAAGGCCGAGCUGAUUUUCCCCCACGAAUACCCCCUGUUGCCGCCCAGGAUGAAAUUCAAAACGCCCAUGUGGCACCCGAACAUCUACGAAGAUGGCACCUUGUGCAUUUCUAUCUUGCACGCGCCUGGCCAGGAUGAGUACGGGUAUGAAGAUGCCAGCGAGCGCUGGCUGCCUGUUCACACGGUGGAGUCGAUUCUUCUCUCGGUUAUUAGCUUGUUGAGCUCCGAUACGCCCAACACAGACUCCCCGGCGAACAUCGAUGCCGCAAAGCAGGUGCGAGAGGAUCUCGCGGGCUACCGGAAAAAGGUGCGACGUCUUGUCCGUCAAUCAAGUGAAGACGCAUUUGAGUAA